AGAAACAUAACCUUAAAAUUGCCUAAAUAGUAAACAGCGUAAACAGGUGUUUUCGACUUUUUGAGUUAUAUUUUUGAUAUUUAUCGUUUGUAUUUAAUUUAUUUUUAAUAAUUAAGAAUCUUCAUUAUAUUGUGCCUCGUAUGGGACUCUAAACACUAGAAAUAGUUCGAUAUUGACAAGAAAAUUGUAAAUAAAAACAAUCAAAAUAUGAACGCAUUGGAGGGAAAGGAAUUGUACAAUUGUUCACUUUCCUCAUUAGUUACAAAUCCAUUUGUCACACAAUGGUCUGAAGAUAACCAUUUAUCAAUUAUUACAGAAAAAGGAAUACACAUUUUUGAAUUAGUACCAUCGCCAAUGACUUAUGGAUCGAGUGUAAAGUUUUCCCGUUCCUUCGUCUAUCCAUCAGAUGUACUACCCACAGAUGCAUUUACAUCACAAUUAAAUUUAAUAUUAUGGCAAUGGAAGAAGGAGGAAAUUUAUUCCUUCCUAUUGGAAGAGACACUCGUUCCACGAAUGAAUGUCAUGACUGAUCUUGUACCAAAAGUUGUCUCUCUAAAAUGGUCCUCCCAAGGAAUGGUACAUCCAAGUAAAUGUCUCCUAUCAAUGAUAUCAUCGGCCGGAGCAGUGGAUAUUCUCCUGAAAGAUGAUUGCGAAUGGUUUUCAGCGUGUGAUAUACAUUCACAUUGGUUGAGAAUUGUCAAUGAAGAAUUUCCCGAUAAGAAUUUCGGUAAUCUAGGAAGUGAAGAAUUUAAACGUCAUAUACGACGUUUGCAAGCUGUGGCAAUUGUGUGGAGCAAUUUGUACGAAAAUUCAUAUUCUUAUUUUGUUGUCGCUUACAGAAGUGGAGAUUUACUUGUGUGGAAAAUUCCAGCAGUCACUGAUCAUGGUCGUGAAGUUAUUCCCACUGUUACACUUAGAACGAAUUUAAAUAUGAAAAUAAAAGUCGACAUUGUGGAAUGGAUAAAUAUCGAUCAGAAUAAUUGUCUAAUUGUAAUGGGUCUUUUCAAUGGGAAAAUUAUUGCGUUAGCUGUCAGUGAAUUACAGGGAAAUGUGACAUCGAAACAAAUUGAAAUUUAUCCCGAAGAAGAUCUCGUGAGAAUUUCCAGUCUAAAGUGUAUUUUACUGGAGGAAAACAAAAUACGAUUGGUUAUUUGUAAAAGUACUUUUUUAUUCGUCAUGACUAUUGAUAAUACGGGAGAAAUACUCAAUAGUAUGCACUAUCAAUUUCCUGCCUUUUCUAUAACAGGUUUUUCAAUGAUAGAUGAAAAUCAAUUUUUGAUCUUCAGUCAGGAUGGAAAAUUAUUCUUGGCAAAAAUUGAAAACGAAAAAAUAAAUGGUGAAUUGAUAAAAACGGAUUUACCAAAAUUAUAUUCACAGUAUUUGGGUCUCUCGCAAUCGUACAAUAAACUUUUGUUUGCUACUGUCACGAGUCCAAAUACAAUGUACGAUCAUCUUGUUGUUCGUGAACCAAGUAUUUUUCACAUAUUCUGCAUCGACAGUGAAAAAUUUAAUCCAUUGACAAUUUUAAAUCAGAAUACAAGCAAGACUCUCUUAAAUCAUUGGGAUUGCUUUAUGGUCAUUGGAUUUAAAUUAUCCAAGAACUUAAUGUCUGUAAAUACAAUUGAUAAGAUUCCGAUACAUUUUGAAUCACUUCCAGUCUAUGAAUUACGAGUUCUAAUGUGGCUUUUAGUUUUGGCCGAUGUUUACAAACGGAAAAAAUCUCUAUUUGAUUUUUUAAAUGUAUCGGAGGAAUUAUUGGAAAUUCGUUCAUUAAUAACGAUCUACACGUCUUCGUCGUAUUUAAUGAUGAUUGGUACAAAACCAUGUAAAAGUCAUGAGCAAAGACUUUGUACAAGAUUUUUGAGAACUUAUUUAGAAAUUUAUAUUGCCGGUGAAGACGAUGAAUUGGAGAUGCCAGUUUGUCAGAGUGCCGAUCGUGCAUUAAAAUUUACAUACAAAGUGGAAGUAUCAGGAUCGGAAGUUUGUAAUUUAUGUAAAAAUGUAAUUGUCGAUCUUCCAUGGAAAACGGAGAAAUGUCCCACUGGACAUAAAUUGCCGAGAUGUGCUAUAACAUUUUUACAAAUCACAUCUGUACGAUAUCGUUCGUGUUCAAUUUGUAAGCAAAUAUUUCAUUCGUGCCUUGAUGAGGAAUAUCCCGAGGGACCAAAAUGUCUAUUUUGUGAUAUACCAGUGUUACAUGAUUCACGGGUAUUUGGUUCGGUGGAUCGUGAUAGGACGAAUUUUUCAAAACGAUUGUCUACACGACUUAAAAAUGCUGAAGCAGAUGAAGGUGGUGAUGAAGAUCCCGACGAUAUGUAAGGAAGAUGUCGAAUUGAAGUCACGGAGAAAUUUUUGUAUUUUGAGGACAAUUUUUAUCAGAUAUAAAUCCAAACAUGGGAAGAGAAUUCGAACUGAAGUGGCAAGUGCUAAACACGCGCAUCGAACAUUUGGUCUACCAAGUGUACCAUUAAAUCCUCCCACGGAAUUUUU
Leptopilina heterotoma is the source of this 2490-nucleotide messenger RNA. RefSeq lists its product as uncharacterized. Gene Ontology annotation, biological process: transcription initiation at RNA polymerase III promoter. The coding region runs from base 208 to 2319 and encodes 703 amino acids. The record is from RefSeq and is a predicted model, not a curated record. Lineage: Eukaryota; Metazoa; Arthropoda; Insecta; Hymenoptera; Figitidae. The transcript is spliced from 4 exons. Gene Ontology annotation, molecular function: histone acetyltransferase activity; protein binding. Gene Ontology annotation, cellular component: transcription factor TFIIIC complex.